CUAAUCUAUCAUUCAUCUUCUUACAUAUUCAUUUUUCCAAAUAUAAUUUGAUAAUGGCCGUUGUAACUGUAGACCUCGAGGUCACUUCUUCACUUCCUGCUCCGAAGCUUUUCAAAGUCUUUAAUGACUUCGACACAAUUGCACCUAAGGUUGAACCAGAGACUUACAAAUCCGUCAGCACCAUCCAAGGUGAUGGGGGUGCUGGAACCAUCAAGAGCAUUACAUACGGUGAUGGUAUUCCAUUCACAAGCUCAAAGCACAAGGUUGAUGCCGUUGACACAAAAAACUUUAGCUACAGCUACACCAUCUUUGAAGGUGAUGUCUUAAUGGGCAUAGUAGAUUCUGCGCAUCAUCAUAUAAAGUUUUUACCUUCUAGUGAUGGUGGAUCCGUAUACAAGCACACAGUGGUGUUUAACUGCAAAGGGGACAAUAAAGUAUCCGAAGAUAAUAUUAACCUUAUGAAAGAAGGAUUGAAAAAGAGCUUUAAGGGAUUUGAAGCCUAUGCCAUUGCUCAUCCUGAAGCUUACUAAUUGAUAUGGGAUCAACAUGUUUUGCUUCAAUAAGUCAUACUGUGGUUAGUGUGUGCUCAUGAUAAAAGAAGAAAUUGUUUUCAUAGAGUUUUAUUUUAUUGCUUGCCUUCACCUAAAUAAUUUGACGUCUGG
Molecule: messenger RNA, 662 nt
Organism: Lactuca virosa
Lineage: Eukaryota; Viridiplantae; Streptophyta; Magnoliopsida; Asterales; Asteraceae
Source: the annotation of a GenBank genome assembly